Molecule: messenger RNA, 2015 nt
Organism: Linum tenue
Lineage: Eukaryota; Viridiplantae; Streptophyta; Magnoliopsida; Malpighiales; Linaceae
Source: the annotation of a GenBank genome assembly
CCAGCACCUAUAAUUACCGAUGUUGGAUUCCAUUUCCUUCAUAGCUUUCUCCUUAUCGUUCCCGAUUUCUAUGCCAGAAGUGGCCAACUCAAAGGUGGACCAUUUCCACGUCCUAUGCACAUGACAAAUGACCCCAGCAGCAGCAGCAUAUGCAACAAUAAAAAUUCUUUCCUGCUUACUGGAUAGGCAGAUGUGUAAGACUCUCACUUUCUACUGGGGGUAUUCAGUUCCUGCACAAGCAAUGCUGCCCCAACAGUUUUCCCCCUCAAGACAUCAGCUAUGGCGUAUACCUAGUGCGACAGCCGUUACAGCUAUUACCUCAACAAGCUCUCUGCUGUCGAUUGGAAACCAACUCGGAAAGACUUACCCCGUCAGAAUUGGCAAUAACGAAACAGAAUAUUAGCAGCAAAGAACCACACAACUAAAACACCUUCAACGAUACAUUAUAACCUCACUGCCUUACAGAAUCUAAAUAAGGUACCUGGCCCUCGAACGAACUUGUGGAAUUCGAAUGACGCAGGCAGAUGUAGAGAUGGCAGCUAUGCCUUCUGGGACUGAUCUUCCUUCCUCUGCUGCCUUCUUGCCCUCCGCCCGUAUAUAUAGGAUCCACCAUUCCGGACUACAUUUGCAAACUCAAAUUCUACAGCAUCUGCAUACUCAACUACCGCUAGCGCCAUGGAGACACCAGCAGCACCAGUGUUGAGGAUGGUUACCUGCAUUCUUCUUCUACUCGUGAGCAUUAGCACCCAUGUCAGCAUGGCUUCAGGGCACGAUACUCCGAAAGACAUGGAGACGAGGUAUCGCCAAUGGCUGAGCAAACAUCGCAGGAAGUACGGGAGCAAAGCUGAAUACAAUCACCGGUUUCAGAUCUACCAGUCUAACGUUCAUCUCAUCGACCACAUCAAUUCUCAGAAUCUGUCUUUCAAGCUGACUGACAACAGGUUUGCUGACCUCACCAACGACGAGUUCAAAUCGACCCACCUUGGUCUUCGGCGUCCUCUGGAUACCGCAGACCAGAAGGUGCACGCUGAGUACUCUUGUGGACGUUUGCCAGCUGAAGUUGAUUGGAGGAAGAAAGGUGCUGUUACGAAGGUCAAAGAUCAAGGACACUGUGGAAGCUGUUGGGCAUUCUCUGCUGUGGCAGCUGUGGAAGGCUUCCACAAAAUCCAAACAGGCAAACUGCUGACUCUUUCAGUGCAAGAGCUCAUUGACUGUGAUGUCGGUGGCGAAGACGAGGGCUGCCAUGGAGGGUACAUGGAUACAGCAUUCGAUUUCAUCGCGAAGGUUGGGGGGCUUACAACGGAGAAGAACUAUCCCUACAAGGGUAAAGAUGGCAGCUGUGACGAAAUGAAACUGAAAGAUCAUCCUGCAAAAAUAAGCGGCUACAGGAUGGUACCUGGUAACAAUGAGACAGCCCUCCAAGCAGCCGUUGCGGAACAACCCGUCUCUGUUGCAAUCGAUGCAAAUGGUAUUGAAUUUCAACUGUAUUCUGAAGGCAUUUUAACUGGAUCCUGUGGAUCUCAACUCAACCAUGGAGUCACGGCAGUUGGGUAUGGAGUGGAAAAGGGCACCAAGUACUGGAUUGUGAAGAACUCAUGGGGCGCUGCCUGGGGAGAAGACGGGUAUAUCAGAAUGGAACGUGAUGUUGAGGAGGAAAGUGGUCAGUGUGGCAUUGCCAUGGAUGCAUAUUUCCCUGUCUAGGGAGGAAGAAGAUGAUAUCUACAUCUAACAUCAAGCGAAGCAUCUAGCGAACAUGUAUACGCCUUCCAGAUAACAUCAUGAAGUAACCGAUUAAAAGGACACUACAAGUCCCAUGUAUUAUAAUAAGUCACUGGAAGUAGCGGAAGGGAAAUGUAUCAUCGAGGGUCAUUAAUAUGAGUAAAAAAAAAUAUUUCCUUUAGCUUCAAUUCGAAAACUUAGGCAGAAAAUUUCUGAUCUAGUUAACCCAGCUUAACAGACACUCAACGAUGAAGGUUCUCAACCAUCAAAUUCAUUGAACACUCCAGCAUGAACCU